Molecule: messenger RNA, 2251 nt
Organism: Gossypium raimondii (Peruvian cotton)
Lineage: Eukaryota; Viridiplantae; Streptophyta; Magnoliopsida; Malvales; Malvaceae
Exons: 18
Coding region: 72-1871 (599 amino acids)
Biological process (GO): mRNA splicing, via spliceosome
Cellular component (GO): precatalytic spliceosome; U2 snRNP; U12-type spliceosomal complex
Source: RefSeq, a predicted model, not a curated record
UUCCCCAUUUCCCACUCGCUCUCGAAAUCAAAAACCCUCGCCAAUCCAUUCCUCGGAUUAAACAAAGAGAGAUGACCGCUGAGAUACUCCCCAACCAGAACGGCUCCGUCGUUUACAACGGAGAUCUGAAUAAGUCUAACUCUAACCCUAACCCCAUCUCUAACCCUUCCGCCGCCUCCAAGAAGUCCCGCGAGAGCGAACGACGUCGUAGAAGGCGCAAGCAGAAGAAGAAUAAGAGUAAGAAUACCUCCCACCAAGAAAAUGACGCCGCAGACGGUCCCGUUUCCGAAGCCGGUGACAGCGACGCUGCCGAAGAUGGAAAGAAGAAUUCCGAUCAGCAGCAGGUAAUGGAAGAAGUUCAGGUAGAGUACGUUCCUGAAAAAGCUGAGUUAGAUGAUGGCAUUGAUGAGGAAUUUAGGAAGGUUUUUGAAAAAUUCAGCUUCUGGGAAGCUGCUGGUUCUGAGGAGACUGACAAGAAGGACGAGUCUACUCAAGAUGCUGAUGCAAAGAAGGGGGCUGAUUCUGAUUCAGGAGAGGAGGAGCAGGAUAAUCCACAGAAAGAGAAAGGUGGCCUAUCAAAUAAGAAGAAGAAGCUGCAAAGGCGGAUGAAAAUUGCUGAGUUAAAACAGAUUUGCUCAAGGCCUGAUGUUGUAGAAGUUUGGGAUGCAACUGCUGCUGAUCCCAAGUUGCUGGUGUUUUUGAAGGCAUAUCGAAACACUGUUCCUGUGCCAAGGCACUGGUCUCAGAAAAGGAAAUAUUUGCAGGGGAAGCGCGGUAUUGAGAAGCAACCUUUUCAGCUUCCUGACUUCAUUGCUGCAACAGGGAUUGAAAAAAUUAGACAGGCUUACAUUGAAAAAGAGGACAGUAAGAAGUUGAAGCAAAAGCAACGUGAGCGAAUGCAGCCAAAGAUGGGGAAAAUGGAUAUCGACUAUCAGGUUCUUCAUGAUGCAUUCUUUAAAUAUCAGACAAAGCCAAAGCUGACAACUCAUGGAGAUCUCUAUUAUGAAGGGAAGGAAUUUGAGGUAAAGUUGAGGGAGAUGAAGCCAGGCUCUUUAUCACAUGAGUUAAAAGAAGCUCUUGGUAUGCCAGAGGGUGCUCCACCCCCAUGGCUUAUCAAUAUGCAGAGGUAUGGUCCUCCGCCAUCAUACCCACACUUGAAAAUACCAGGGCUAAAUGCACCUAUUCCUCCUGGAGCAAGCUUUGGUUAUCACCCUGGUGGUUGGGGCAAACCUCCAGUAGAUGAGUAUGGACGGCCUUUGUAUGGAGAUGUAUUUGGAGUUCAUCAGCAAGAACAACCUAACUAUGAGGAGGAGCCUGUUGAUAAGUCUAAGCAUUGGGGUGAUUUGGAGGAAGAGGAGGAGGAGGAAGAAGAAGAAGAAGAGGAAGAGGAAGAGCAGAUUGAAGAAGAGGAGUUGGAGGAUGGAAUCCAAUCUGUCGAUAGCCUUUCAAGUACCCCCACUGGAGUUGAGACACCUGAUGUUAUUGACCUUCGUAAACAGCAGAGAAAGGAGCCUGAGAGGCCUCUUUACCAAGUGCUUGAAGAAAAAGAAGAGAGGAUUGCUCCUGGGACUUUACUUGGCACAACUCACACAUAUGUGGUUAACACUGGCACCCAAGACAAGUCAGCAGCCAAAAGGGUUGAUCUUCUGAAGGGUCAAAAAUCUGACAGGGUGGAAGUCAGUUUACAGCCAGAGGAGUUGGAAGUUAUGGACAAUGUGUUGCCUGCAAAGUAUGAAGAAGCUAGGGAGGAGGAGAAGCUACGCAGUCAGCGUGAGGACUUUAGUGAUAUGGUGGCUGAGAAUGAGAAGAAAAGGAAGCGAAAGAUGCAGGAGAAAGAGGGAAAAUCGAAGAAAAAGGAUUUCAAAUUUUGAGCACGCAAGAUUCUGUUGGUGGUGUCAACAUGAAGAAGCAGCUGACUUACCAUUUUCCGUGGAGAAUGAGGUCCUUUUUAACGUUUGUGCUGGAUGUGUUGUACUUGAUCCGAUUUCCCGUAUUAACUUGUAUGCUGUAUAACUAAUAUAUAAAGAUAUAUGCCAAUCUGUCAUGAUGAUACAUAUGAUUUCCCCUGGCACUGCUUCCUACGCUUUUUGACGACUGGGAGUUUUGCCGACCGAUUCUCCUAUGUUAUAUAACUUGUCGAAGCCUCAAAAGGUGUUGGGUUGCAUUUGUAUCUGUAGAAUGAGUGCCUAGUACUGUUAUUUUCCCAUUGAUUCGACAUACUCGUUACAAUAGAGGUGGAAAUUAGUUAUAA